AUGGCAGCGGACGUUGCAUGGAAGUGGCUCUCCGCCAGGCCCAACGGCGUCUUGGCAGCUUUGACGGCGCUUCAGGUGCAUGACCCAGAUGCAGUCGCUCAAGGCAAAACGUUGACGUCGUCCGAGAUCCCAGGUGCCAUCCGCUGCGUCGUGUUGGUUAUGGAGCUGGCAUUCGUCAGUAGUAGCGCGUUUCUAUUGCUACUGAUCACCUCUGUCAUGGCGCGCGGCCUCCAACACGCGUUCCUCACUGCAUUUGAAGUCAGUUCGAUGCCGGAGGACGCUGUCGUCCAGAUCUGUGAGACUGCGACGUUCGGAUGGGGCCUUGUCACAUUCAUGAGCUGGUUCUUCCGCCUACCCAAGCGUGACCUCAUGCAAAGACUCACGAUGUUCGGUUGGAGCGGCAUGAAAACAUGCAGUAUUUCAGUGAUGUUGCACGUUGCGGCCGUCAUAAUGCUAGUAUUGCUGCAGCCGCAGACUGAAGCGCAGGUUUUCGUGUCUUGGAGAAACAUUGAGACUGUGAUGUAUCGAUCGGACGGAUCACUCGCCACUGCGGAGAUCAUACAGCAGCUACUGCUGGCACCUUUGAAGGAGGAGCUUUUUUUUCGAGGAGCAAUCCAACUGGUGGCCAUUAAUCGACUGCAGAAUGCCAAGUCGAGUGCUUUAAUCUCUGCUGUAUUGUUCGCCGCAAUCCACCUGGCUAAUGCCAGACAUCUCGGAACGCAGUACUCAGCGAGCUAUGUGGCGUUUCAAGUGCUUUGGGCGUUCCUUGUUGGGCUUUACUUGGCGCUUACACUUGCAGUUUCCGGCUCAGUUGUCAAGUGCCUCUUGUUGCAUGUGAUCAACAACGUGUUUGCCUUGGGAGUGUCAAAGACAAGUGCAGUAGAUGUUGCACAACCUUUUGUCGCCUUCUCAAUGCUCUUUGCACUUGCGAUUUAUUCCUUCGCGAUUUCAAGGCAGCUACAGCUAUUUGCUGCAGAAACAGGUAGGAAGAGGUCAUGA
This is a messenger RNA of Peronospora farinosa, 999 nucleotides long. The record is from the annotation of a GenBank genome assembly. Lineage: Eukaryota; Oomycota; Peronosporomycetes; Peronosporales; Peronosporaceae.